Messenger RNA from Penicillium vulpinum, 6165 nucleotides. RefSeq lists its product as uncharacterized. The record is from RefSeq and is a predicted model, not a curated record. Gene Ontology annotation, molecular function: protein binding. Lineage: Eukaryota; Fungi; Ascomycota; Eurotiomycetes; Eurotiales; Aspergillaceae. The transcript has a single exon. Bases 1 to 6165 code for a protein of 2054 amino acids.
AUGGCACUUUCAGAUUCUGAGGGCUCUGAUGUGGUGAUGGUCAGCCCGGGCGAUGUCCAGGAUUUCAACGAAGGAAAUAUCCUGCCUCUCCCAGCAAGUGAUCUGAAGAAGAUCAGAGAGUGGCUGCAGCCAACACCCUAUGAUCUGGAGGGCUCUGAAUUUUCACGGCACCUCGAGUCGUACCUGGUGGGUACAGGCCAAUGGCUUAUCUCUACAAACACAUAUCAGCAGUGGCAUCAAAGCGACACGAACGGUCUGCUGUGGAUCAAAGGCAUACCGGGGUCUGGAAAGUCUGUCAUGGCUGCAUCGAUCAUCCACCAACUACGUAAAGAGAACGUUCCAGUGCUCUUUUUCUUCUUUCGACAGAUUAUCGAUGCAAACCAUCAACCAGUCGCAGUCCUACGGGACUGGCUUUGCCAAAUCCUCCCCUUUAGUCCAACCUUGCAGGCCAAAUUGAAGAAGGAUUACCUCGAAAAGGAACGCUCUAUCGAUAGUCUAGCUGCUAAUGACCUGUGGAAAAAUACUCGAUUUGCUCUCACUACUUUCCCUAAGGCAUACUGCGUCGUCGAUGCCUUGGAUGAAAUGGACCAAGGUAAUGAUGACUUCCUCCAGGCUUUAGUGGAGCUAGGCCAGUGGCGCCCCGCCAACCUCAAGGUUUUGAUAUUGUCACGCCCAGUCGUUGCAGUGGAAUCGCCUUUGAGACUAUUCUCAGUGCCCGUUCUACCCUUAGAUAAAAAGCUUGUCGAUAUCGAUAUCGCUGCCUACGUGCAGCACCGACUGCGAAACUCACCCAUACCCGAAGAGUAUUGGACUCACAUAACUGAAGCCGUUCCCGGUCGAGCGAAUGGUCUGUUCCUGUAUGCUAGGCUUUCUAUGGAUGCAUUUUCGAAACCUGGGGCCAAUGCUGGAGAUGUGCUUAAUAAGUUGCCUGCUAACCUGAACGUGAUGUAUGAUGGGCUACUACGCGAGCAUGCAGAGCACUCCAAUGUUCCUAAAGACCUCCAAAUACUUAUUCUGCAGUCAAUUACACAUGCUACCCGCCCUCUUCGACUUCUUGAGGUCGCUGAGAUGAUCAAAGCGACUUAUACUCCACUUGGAACAUCUAGCUUGAAAGAGAUCAAGAAUAUUGUCCGAGCGGCUUGUGGCCCCUUGCUCCAGGUUCUUCAUGACGAAACCGUCUCGGUCGUUCACCAUUCUUUGACUGAGUUCCUCAAGGGGCUCACUCGCCUCACUGUCAUUGAUGAAGUAACUUUCCCAAUUUUGGAGGCCGGCCCAACUAAUCAUCGACUUGCUGUUGCAUGCUUGGAUUAUCUUAUGUCUGGCUGCCUAGAAAGCAUCGAUGUCAAAAAGCGCAAGAAGGAUGACGAAUAUUACAAUCCUAAAAAAGCCCAGCAGAGUGAGAUCCGCCUGAAAUUCCCAUUCCUUGAAUAUGCAGCGAACAAUUGGUACAUCCAUACUCGCCGUGCCGCCUUGACUGGGAUGGAUUUGUCAUCACUUUACUCGGUCAUUGACGAGUUUUUUGGAAGCAAGAAACAGUUCAUCGCUUGGUUGGACAUCGACUGGCCGCAAAAUUCUAUCCAGAGUGUUACUCCGCUUCAUGCUGCCGCCAAAGCCGGGCUGGCUCAGUACGCCGCCCACUUGUUCCAAAAAGGCAACUUCGACCCAAAUGUUCAGAGCCAUGACGGAGAUACGCCUCUUUACUGGGCUGCCUUUAGUGGCCAUGGAGAUGUUGCACAAGUUUUCAUUCAAAACGGGGCAGAUCCGGACGGCGAAGCGAACCAAGGAUACAAGCCUCUUCAUAAGGCCGCCAGCAAAAACCACGCUGAUGUCGUCAAAGUCUUGCUUGCUGCUGGUGUUGAUCCAAUGACACCGAAGACACGAGAAACUCCAGGCAGGCACUGUGGCAAUGCGCCGACAUCAGUUGGUCAUACUCCAUUGAUGUACGCAUGUCACAAUGGUCACCUCGAGGCAGUAACUGAAUUUCUACCCUAUCUCUCAGAGGACAACAUCAAGCGGGCCCUCAAUUGGCUUUCAGGCUCAGGACACGCGGCAUGUGUAUCUCUCAUUCUUCAAAACAGUGUCGUGGACAUGAAGUCACACUUCGGAGGAAAAAUUUUGUUCGAAGCCUGCUUGAACGGCGACCUGGAUACGAUCAAGGUUCUUGUUGGAGCAGGUGCGGAUCCCAACACUCGCUGUUUCUAUCCCGAGGACGAGUUUGGGGGCAUUGGUUCUCGCAUGCGUUAUCCAAGGAAAAUGAAAACCCCCGGAGAACGAGAGGAGCCCAGGGGCUUCACUGCUCUACAUGCUCUGAGUGGAAUCAAAGACCGUGAGCGAACUCGCAAGAUCCCGCUGGAAUGUGUUUCAGUCGUCCUCCAAGCUGGCGCUGAUGUUCAUACGAAGUCCAAGGAUGAUGGAAAGACAGCUUUGCAUUUCGCCUGCGCAAACAAUAUAGAUAUUGUUCAACUUCUUUUGGAGGCAGGGGCGGACCCUUACGCCAAAACCGACAGUGGAGCCACGAUACUACACACCGAUGGAAAGAAUGACAAGAAGCUGCUUCCUAUCCUGCUUGAUUCGGCAGCUGUUGAUAUCAAUAGGUUGAUGGCGGAGAGCAAUGGCGGACCCUUGUUCAGUCGUCUUCGUGGUUACUAUCCUGAAAGGGGAAUUGAGAUUCUGAAGUACACCACGGACCCAAAUUUGACCGAACCAGACGGUAAUAGCUUUCUCCAUGUGUUACUUGAUCGGUAUAAUUUCUCCAAGCAAGAUACUGUUCUUGAGGCCUUGCUGUCCGCUGGCGCUGAUCCGAAUCUUCAAAACAAAAAGGGCGAAACGCCACUGCAUAAAAUGAGUGAUGACACCAAAGUUGAAUCAAUCUCCAAGUUGGUCAAGGCAGGUGCAGAUCUUGAGAUCCGGGAUUUGGAGGGUCGAACAACCCUCUCUAAGAGUCUUUCCGGGUAUUCGAAGGGCAUAUCUAAAUUUUCUAAAUCCCUUAUCAAUCUAGGCGCCCGACUGGACACACGGGACAACAAGGGCCGUACUCUUUUCCACAAAGUGGUCUGUAAAGUUGAAGCUCUGGACGAUUUGAUAAAGAUGAUGGAUUUCGACCCUUCAGUCGCCGACAAUGAAGGCAAUACGCUCUCCCUUGAGCUCGUUUUCGCAACUGAUAGAUCGGACAGCACGUCAAAUUUCAAACAUCUCAAAAGUCUGAGGGUUGAUAUUGACCAUCCUAAUUCCCACGGGUGGACAGUCUUGCAUCAAAUGUCCUUCAAAAAUCAGACUAACUGUCACAGGAGACCUUCUGCCGAGACAACGUUUGAGUAUGUCCUCCGAGAGUGCAAGAACAAAAGUCCUCAGGAUACAGACGGGAUUCAGCCUUUGCAUAUUGCCGCCGCUGUGUCAGAAGAUAAUGUUUUUGGGCUUCUCUGCUCUGGGGCUGAUAUGUUCGCCGUUACGAAAGAAGGCAUGACGGUUCUCCAUGUCGCAGCUCGAGCCCGACAACCUGGCAUAGUUGGUCUUGUUCUUUCUAGAAUGAUUGACCUUGAUGAUGAAACACGGAACACCUUCAUCAAUCAAAAAAAUGUGGAAGGAGACACGGCACUUCACUUCGCCUGUUGUUCUGGUCGACCCGAGACUGUCGAUCUUUUGUUAAAUGCCGGCGCAGAUCCCAAUCUGCCGGGCAAGGAUGGAUAUACUCCUUUGAGAGCAUGUGUCAAUUUUGAAAUGGAACAAGUACGAUGGAAGAAAAUGGGCAAGAUUGAGGACGUCAAAGCCCUCAAGACCGCCAGCAUCUGGCUUGGUAUCCGAAGUCUGCCACCGGCGAAAGAUGACUCCGAGGAGGGAUCCAAGGAGUCUCAAUGGAGAUCAAAUAGUGACAAGGGUGCUUCAAGCUCGACGCGUCUAGAUGAGAUUCUCACUUCAUUGGUACUGCACAGCAAAAACCCUUCUUCGGACAAUGACUCGCUUCGGGAAGCAUUCCAAGAAGCAGUAUCUAAUCAACGCGACUAUACCGCGGAAUGUUUGCUACGGCUCCAGAAUCGUGUGUUCCCUAACCUGAACCUGAUAGAGGGACCGGGAGGUAACGGUUUUACCCUGUGCAACGCUCGGCUUCAAGCCGAAAUAUCGUCCCUCAGAGAAGAAGAAAAGAUGCGAAACGAAUGGAUGAACACAAAAGGUGGAAGCAGAAAUCUCCACUUCGAACAAAUGGUUAAGUAUCUUCGUCUUCGGCAAUACGGUCUAUUCGAGGAAAUGGCUUCACAAACGGAUCUCCUCGUGCUAGAUUACACCCAUAUCUCUGUUCUCCACUGUCUUUUGGAUGAUGGUCUUUCAGAACUCUUAGAUCGUCUCUGUACUCCAGAGCAGGCUCUGAAGUUUGAUGACCACGAAUGGUGCGAGCAUACCGAGAAUUCCUGUUCCCGUUCCGGAUCUCGUAUGCGUUCCAGUGCUAGGACACUGCCGCUUCUGAUGCACGCAUGCCACCGCAACUUGCCAAAUAUGAAAGUGGUCCGAACACUUGUGGAAAAUAUGGGUGUGAACAUCGAUUCAAAGCGCAGGGAAGAAAGAUAUGUCGAUGGCGAUUAUGAGACCGUGUUGGAUCAUGCCGUUCUACAUGACCUCGCUGAGGGCAAAACUUGGUGGAACGUGCAUCAGGCUUUGCCGUACCUCAUCAGCAAGGGCGCGAAUCUGGAGGUGCGCGAUGACAAGGGGGAAACACCUUUGCAUAUCGCCCUCGACUAUAACAAGUACAAGGGCGUCUUUUACAGAGAUGCUGUGGACAUUCUUCUGGAUCAUGGCGCAGACGUCAACGCAGUCAACGCCAACGGGGAAACCUGCCUGUCAAAGGCUGGCGCUGAUAUUGACUUGAUCAAGUUGCUUUUUUCUCGUGGCGCUACGAUUUCCGCUACUGCUGUAUUCGCCGCCAUUGAGUUUUGCAAUGUUGAGUUAUUGGAGCUCUACCUCUCCCAUGGUGAUGUCGCCAACAUGCGGCGGCCCGCGCCAAAGAGUCGAGUAAGGCCUCAUGCAAUUCAGAAGACCAUAAUCCCAACUGCUGAAGAGUAUCCUUUGUUCUAUGCGGCAACUUUCAAAUCCGUUGAAAGUCGCAAGGAGUUUGAUAUUGAUUCUGUUCGAAAGGACACGAUGGCAGCGCUUCUUCGGAAUGGUGCAAACCCAUACGCUACCUUCUUUAAGCUCCAUCGAGUAAAGGAUGACUCUCUCAGUGAUGGCGACGACUCGGACUCGGACGAUGUGCAUGCUGGUUCCAAAGAUCAAUGGGAACCCGAAACCUGCACUGUCAUCCAUGAGAUCUUGACUAAAACGGAGGUGUUCGAGCCACUGCUUCAACUGCCAUCUCUCCAACUGGAAUGCCGAGAUGACAAAGGCAGAACGUUGAUCCUUUGUACUAGUGAACCCGAAGUAAUUCGACACCUUGUCGACCGCGGGGCUGACAUUACCGCUCAAGACAAAUCUGGCAAGACCGUUGUUCACGCACUCAUAGCCCGCCAAGCCAAAGAGGAAAAUAUCAGCAUCAUGCGGGCUCUCUUUGACAAGGAUCCUAGCAUUGUGCAGAUAGGGGAUGAAGCCGGUGAUACUCCGCUCCACUAUGCGCUUCGCAAAAGGCCGAUACAGUUCAAACAUGUCGAACUACUACUCGAAUACGGAGCAGAUCUGCACCAACCCGAUUCAAACGGCGAUACAGCUCUCCAUAUCCUUUGCAGAAGAGCAUCUAAUCACAAGACACGCAUCGAGCAGCUCUUGGCCCUCGGGCUCGGCAUCAACGCACGCAAUAAGAAAGGCGAAACUCCACUCAUGCACUGUCUUGCGGAGGGCAGAUUACGAUCUAGUAUGUGGUCGUACAGUGGCGACAGUUCCAGCGACAAUGACAGCCUGCUCUUGCUCCAAGAUCUUGGUGCGGAUUUCCACGCGCGAAACGACGCGGGGAUGUCGAUGCUUCAUGUAGUUGCUGGCAGGAAGGUGCGCGAUACCCUUGGUGUUCGUGAGUGGGAGAUUAAAGACAAGAAGGAAAACCUCGUCAGUUGGUUCAACUUCAUCAUGGGCUUGGGUGUGGAUCCUAUGCUUGAGGAUGCUCAGCAGCGAACUUCUUUGGAUCACGCUGCCGCUUGUGGCAACGAACAUAUUUUGAAGUUGUUCAAGCACAAGGACGCUCAGGAGUGA